Messenger RNA from Magnolia sinica, 572 nucleotides. Its product is annotated as small polypeptide DEVIL 11-like. The coding region runs from base 168 to 398 and encodes 76 amino acids. The transcript has a single exon. NCBI's taxonomy places the organism in Eukaryota, Viridiplantae, Streptophyta, Magnoliopsida, Magnoliales, Magnoliaceae. Gene Ontology annotation, biological process: negative regulation of cell population proliferation. The record is from RefSeq and is a predicted model, not a curated record.
CUAGCCCUUAUCUUCUUCUCUCCCAAGAGAAACAGCUUAGAAAAUCAAACCCAGAAGAGAGAAAGCCCAUAAGAGAAGAAGCCCAACAGAGCUCUCUCUCUCUCUCUCUCUCUCUCUCUCUCUCUUUAUAGCCGUAGAAAGGAGUUGGGUUUGUUUCUUAUUCAGCCAUGGCUGCUUCUGCUGGUACGACAGAGUUCUACAUAGACGAAAAAUGGAAGCUUUCAAAAAAGGGAAGCAGCAGAGGAGGUGGGGGGCCUUUCAUGAGGAAUUCCUCACAUGGGCGGUGUUCUUUCACAAGGAAAUGCGCCAGUCUCGUCAAAGAACAGAGAGCUAGGUUCUACAUCAUGAGGCGCUGCGUCACCAUGCUCAUUUGCUGGAGAGAAUACAGAGAUUCUUAGAAAAAAAUCCUAUUCCCCCCGCCUUUUUUCUCUUUCUUUCUGUUCAGAAUCUGAUGGAGAAGAAAAAAAUGCAUGGGUUGUAAAUAUUUUUUUUUUUAUUUUAUUUUUUUAAAUUUCAACUCCUUGUAGGAGACGGAUUCUUGAUAUGAAUAUGAGUUCAAAAGGAUUUUGAGA